This is a messenger RNA of Glycine soja, 1566 nucleotides long. Its product is annotated as vacuolar protein sorting-associated protein 26A. Gene Ontology annotation, biological process: intracellular protein transport; retrograde transport, endosome to Golgi. The transcript has 12 exons. Bases 258 to 1166 code for a protein of 302 amino acids. The record is from RefSeq and is a predicted model, not a curated record. Gene Ontology annotation, cellular component: endosome; retromer complex. Lineage: Eukaryota; Viridiplantae; Streptophyta; Magnoliopsida; Fabales; Fabaceae.
AUGCGUUUAAGCUUUGGAAAUGCAGAAGAAAUAAGAAGUUUCUCUGCUAUUUCUUCUACCUAUACCGUGUUACUGUUAGUUAAGGCUUACUGAGUUGCAAGAUUCACUUCAAAUUAUGCGUUUCGCUGAUCGGCUUCUCAUCAAAUCAAACGACGUCGCAGUUCCUUGAUUAUUUCCUUUUGUUGAUCCGUGGAAUCGCGCACACGGUGUUGGUGUGUGCUGUGAGGUAGAAAGAAGAAUCCUAAAUUGUGAGCAGCAUGAAUUACCUUCUUGGAGCUUUCAAGCCUGCAUGUAAUGUCGUGAUCACGUUUAACGACGGGAAGAACCGAAAGCAGGUCCCUUUUAAAAAAGAAAAUGGUCAAAUGGUUACAGUCCCACUUUUCCAAAGUCAAGAAAACAUUGCUGGGAAGAUUACAAUAGAACCAAUGCAAGGGAAGAAGAUUGAUCACAAUGGUGUAAAAGUUGAGCUCCUUGGACAGAUAGAGAUGUAUUUUGACAGAGGAAAUUUUUAUGACUUUACUUCCCUUGUACGAGAACUAGAUGUUCCUGGAGAAAUCUAUGAGAGGAAAACAUAUGCAUUUGAAUUUUCUACUGUUGAAAUGCCAUAUGAAACAUAUAAUGGGGUGAAUGUAAGGCUUAGAUAUGUGUUGAAAGUGACCAUUAAUCGUGGCUAUGCUGGAAGCGUAGUAGAAUACCAGGAUUUUGUGGUUCGCAACUAUUCUCCACCUCCACAAAUUAACAAUAGCAUCAAGAUGGAAGUUGGAAUUGAAGAUUGUCUGCACAUCGAAUUUGAAUACAACAAAAGCAAGUAUCAUCUGAAAGAUGUCAUCAUUGGCAAGAUAUACUUCUUACUUGUCAGAAUCAAGAUAAAAAACAUGGAUCUUGAGAUUAGGCGUCGAGAAUCCACAGGAUCAGGGACCAACACCCAUGUUGAGACAGAAACAUUGGCUAAAUUUGAGUUGAUGGAUGGUGCUCCUGUUAGAGGUGAAUCAAUUCCAAUCAGAUUGUUCCUCAGUCCCUAUGAGCUGACCCCAACACAUCGUAACAUUAAUAACAAAUUCAGUGUGAAGUACUUUUUAAAUCUUGUGUUGGUUGAUGAAGAGGACAGGCGAUAUUUCAAGCAGCAGGAAAUCACAAUGUAUAGGCUGCAGGAAGAAACUUCAUGAUUACUUAUCAUUCGGGGAGUGAGUAUUAUUAGGUUUGGUAACAAAUAAAAAAAAGAUUGUGAUGGACAUUGAAGACCUCUUAAAUCAGGGAAUAGUCUCGUGAAUCAUGUUCUCUAAGGUGUAAAAUGGCUUGGUAUAGCAUGCUUUGAAAUUCAUCACUUUCGGUCAUGUAUAUCGACAGAUCUCUCAUUCAUGUCUUGACAUAGUUCUGUAAUUUUUACUCCAUUGAGGGAAGCAUCUUAAGAAAUGUGUUGGAUCGUUGAUACCCAUGAGAAAGUGGGUGACUGAAUGUAUACUUGAGUGUGAUAUCUGUAGUACUUUGGUUUUUGUUAUCAACUUUUGCUUGGUUUACCUGAUGAACAUAAUGAUAUCCUUUUUCAAUUCUUUUGAACAGACAAAA